CUGGUACGCUGUCUGUGGUCAGCAUACCGUUGAGGCCAUGAAGAGAUUGGUCAGAAAGGGCUCCCCGGCAGUUAAAGUUUAUGGCCUCAACGCGUACUCUAAGGUGCGGGUCGUCUAUUUCGGACAUGAUCAAACACGAGGGUAUUUCAAUGUCUCCUGCUUCGACAACACACGCGAAAAUCGCUCCAUGAUGUUGUCAUUCGAGGACGCUGUCCGUGACAUCAGGCAAUGGUGGAUAGACAACAAUAGAAUCGAGGCCCCGAAAGCCAAGGUCAGCGAGAAGGAUGAGGUGGCCGUUGCACAUCAGAAGACGUGGCAGAACUUCUUGAGGGCCUGCAUGGGGAAGGCAUGCGACAAGGCGUUUGUAAAGCAAGCUCUCGAGAAUGAGUACAGUAAGGAUUGGAGUAAUAAACUCCGGGGAUACAUGAACCUCGCCACAUCCAGUGUCGCAGUGUGGCCGCUGGUCGAGAGGUUCUUCGAGAUGUUCAACGAAGGAAAACUGCCAGUUGGCGAUGGCAAAAUCCCGCUUGACAUGCCCGGGAGAAUGGAAGGCCGCCUGCCAGGCCCGUACACCGACGAGACCAAGGGACAAAGAACAUUGUACCAUUGCAUAUAUGCAAUAGAUGGUCCCAAAGGCUCCACCGUCUUGCCUCCAAGAGUGAACACAGAGCGCCUCCUCGACAUCAUGCGAAAGGAGCGGUACAUGGUGCGUAUGUUCAAUUAUGUUCUGUUCCGCGCCGAGGGAAGGGCGGACGACGAAUGGAACGACGCGUUCUUCAUGUCGUACAAAGACCUUGAAGACAGGUAUGGGCCAAACGGUCUGUGCGCUGCUGAAUGGGAGAAGGAACGGGACAAGUUACAUGUCAAUAAGGUGAAGAUGGUCCCUCGACGACUUGGAGGAGUGGAGGAGGCAAGGCAAGGCGCGGGCUUGGGGCCUACGGCGGCAAUGUAUAAGGAGGCUCCGUUUCACCUUAAGGUCUUCAUAUACACUGCAAUCGAUAAGCUCAAUUUGCUUCGCGCCAAGGUGAAACGGAUCGCCUCCAGCACGCGUCAUAUUGUGGGGGACAAGAUUGGCAAACAAACGACGUUGCUACCUGUGUGCAUGCCAUCGAAGGAAGUGUUGGCAACGCCAGACGACAUCGUUGCUGCAGCGCAAAAAAUGACAUGCAGGGCCGCCAUCGUGGACAUCUCAUCCUCGAACUUCAGCAUGGCAUGGAACUCUCACGAAUUUGAUGCCUUGCACACAUUGAUGACCAAGUGUUGUGGCCAGAAUUGGGUCCUUUUCUUCUUUGCGCCGCAGAAGGUGCAAAGCGAUGUUCUGCGUAAUAAUGUCCUUGCCUGCGACGAGUCGGCCAAGGACAUUGCAUAUCUGACAAAGUUCGUCGAUAUACUUGUGAAGGAUGAGAGAUUCGCUUGUCAUGUCGAGAAGCCAAGUUGCAAACAUCGUAGAAACAGGGACAUGUUCCACAAGUUGGGACGCAAGAGACUGAAGGUGUGGGAAUACCUAUUCCGCGAUGCGCCGCAAGGACGGCUUGACGGGAAUUACAUCUACAGGAAAGCAAAGGUGACAGAGACCCUGAAACAUUAUCACGGUGCUCUUACUGGCGCCUUUGAGACUUUUGUCGCUCGAUGCGAGAUCCUGAAGUUCGAUCUUCAUAAAGACCAGCUGAUGUCCAAGGACUACGCUGACCUCGCGAAAUCGGGUGAUGGCUUUAACCCCGUCGACAGCGAGGAAGACUCUUCGGGGUCCGACCUCGAAUUGGGCGAUGGCAAGGGUGGUGAAGGCCCGGGCGGUGGCAUGGUGCGGUCACACGAUGAAGGGACCGUUCGCUCGCAUGAAAGACCCGUACAGGUGGCCGCCCCCAGUGUUGGCUCGAUGGUGGCCCCCAUGGAGGGCACCGGUUUGCCAAACAUGGGAAUAUGUGGUCCCAAUGAUGAAGAUGACAUUGAUAUGCCAGGCGAGCCGUCGAAGCUCGCACCAGGCGAUCCAAUUCCUCCCGGCUAUUGUGCAGAUCCGACCACAAUUUAUUUCUUAGGGGGGGCAAACACGCCCGCACUGGAGAAUCCAGGGAAGAGCGAGGGCGCUGUCAAAGACAAGGCCAAAGAAUUGUUUUCUGUAUUGCGAGACAAUCAGCAAUUGGAGUACAGUUGGAAAUUUUACGCCCUGCGAACGAGUCCCUCAUGUGGGUCAAUCGACUGGAAGGUCAAUCAAACUAUCGGAACCAUGGAGGAGAGCAGCUCUCAGGAUGCCGUGCCUUUGUCGGCAUCGCCCCCCGUACCCACGCAGGCAGGGCAGAGGGAGGAUGACGGGAGUAAUCUGGUGAAGACUCAAGAGGUUCACAUGACGUCUAUGCCGCAAAUCUCCGUCGACACGAUAGAACCGUCCAAACGCAUGGAUGUGUCAAAUGCAUUGUCGUCAGAUGCAGGUGCCACGUACGGGAGUUUAUUACUGACAUCCGCCGCAUUAGAAGGCACAUCCGAAAUGCAGUCAGAGUCAGGUGUUGGCCUGAGCGUGCCAGACAAUCAGUUGCAACCGGAGUUAUGCACAGACAAAGGUGAUGCACAAGUACAUCUGACACCACAGGGAGGGGCCGUUGCGGAUGGUGGGAAGGGAGAGGAUGUGGAGGGAAUCCUCCAUCCUCGCAAUCUUGAGACCUUAACCGAUGAUUUCGAUUAUGGGGGUGAGGGUGGAAAUGGCGUGGUCAAUACGAGGAGAGUGUGAAAUGAUCAGUGAGGCGGGACAGGGGCAAUGGAGAGGGAGAAACCAAUGAUAUGAUUACAAUGUUAUUCU
Chara braunii is the source of this 2791-nucleotide messenger RNA. NCBI's taxonomy places the organism in Eukaryota, Viridiplantae, Streptophyta, Charophyceae, Charales, Characeae. The record is from the annotation of a GenBank genome assembly.